This is a messenger RNA of Engraulis encrasicolus (European anchovy), 921 nucleotides long. Its product is annotated as piggyBac transposable element-derived protein 4-like. The transcript has 4 exons. Bases 1 to 921 code for a protein of 306 amino acids. NCBI's taxonomy places the organism in Eukaryota, Metazoa, Chordata, Actinopteri, Clupeiformes, Engraulidae. The record is from RefSeq and is a predicted model, not a curated record.
AUGGUCGCCUCACGGGCAAGAAUAGGAAUCCGCCAGUACAUGAAGGACAAACCUGUAAAAUGGGGGUUCAAGCUCUUUGUGCUGGCGGAUUCCUCAUGUGGGUACACCUGGGACUUUUUUGUGUAUAGGGGGAAAGGCCAUAUUGGUUCUGGGAGAGGCCUUAGUUAUGAUGUUGUGAUGGAGCUGGUGUCCUCUCCAGUGUUGGGCACGGGGUACAAGUUGUUUGUCGACAACUUCUAUACAAGCCCAAUGCUUUUCCGUGACCUGCUCGCAGACAAAAAGAUCUGGGCCUGUGGGACCAUCCGGGAGCAGCGGGUGGGCUUCCCCAAACACCGGGCUGGUACCCUGAACAGUCGAGAUCCAAGGGGCACCAUCCGCUGGAUUCGCGAGGGGCCACUGGUGUUUGUCCAGUGGAAGGACACCCGUGUCGUCCAGAUGUGUUCCAGCAUCCACAAGGCCCACAGUGGUGACACAGUACAGCGGAGGGUGAAGACGGAUGGCAGGUGGCGACUGGAGACCUUUCCCAUCCCCCCAGCUGUGCAGGAUUAUAAUCAGAACAUGGGUGGUGUGGACCUUUCCGAUGCCCUGAUAGGGUACUACACAAUUUUACACAAAACCAGGAGGUGCUCCAGGAAGCUGGGCAUGGAGAAAUUAUCCGCCCUCCACAGCCACCACCUGCACCUACAACACCUGCAGUACUACAUAUGCCGUCAUACUUCGGUGCGGAUGGCACACAGGCACGGCGGCACUGUGUCCUCUACAGUGCAGAUUGGUCGCGUACCGCGUCUUCUUGGAGUGGGCACUUCAGGGACAGCAAUUAGGACGCCGUCAGAGACUGGUCCUUCCCAGCUGCGUUGUAAACGCCAUUCGAAAGCAAUACCCGUGUCCCACCGGCACUUACCAUGGGCUCCAGGAAGCUGA